AUGAUGCCCCUCUGGCUCACUAUCUUCUUCAUAACCAUCUAUGUGCUCAAAUCCUUGAGAGUAAUUAUGCAGAGGAGCUUAAUGUUUGCAGUGCUGGGCAGAGAGUAGGUGCAGGCCAAAAGGCUGUCAUCGGUGGACUUGAGUCUCAUCUGCCUGGGUAUUUGCUGCUUCUGUCUACAGUGGGCAUCUGUCCUAUACAAUUUUUGCUCCUAUUUUAACCCUAACUAUGUAUUUUGGUACUUAUCAAUCACCUGAGAAUUUACUAAUACUCUUACUUUCUGGUUAACCAGCUUGCUUGCUGUCUUCUACUGUGUCAAAGUCUCUUCCUUUACAGUCCACCUCUUCUAGCUGAGGUGGAGAAUGUUGAGGUUUGUUCCUUGGCUGUUGCUGGGUUCUUUGUUGGUUUUUUGUGUGUCAAUCAUCUUUUCAACUAUUAGGAAUUGUGUCAAUGUUCGCUUAAUCACCGUGGGGCAUUUCUCUACAAACAGCACUAUGGUUAAGGGACUUAAGACAUUCCAUUUGUUUACCAUAUCUCAUCUAAUGGUUGCAUUGGUUAUUCCUUUCCUCCUGUUCCUGGCCUCCACAAUCCUGCUCAUGGCCUCACUGUUCCAACACAUGGAGAUGCAACACCAUAGCACUGGUCACUGCAGCUCCAGCAUGAAAGCUCACACCACUGCCCUGAGGUCUCUCACCAUCUUCCUCGUCCUCUUCACCUCUUACUUGCUGACCCUACUCAUCUCUAUUAUGAGUAUCUCAUUGGAUAAGAGGUCUUGGUUCGGGGCUUGGGGAGCUGUCAUCUGUGCUAUAGUCUCUAUUCACGCCACUUAACUAAUGCCGAGCAUCCCUAAAUUGAAAAAGUUUUCAAGAUAAGGUGCCGGAGCCUAGAGACUGACUGAGGCACAGGGUACAACAAGACCCCUGGGUAAAUGGGAGUAUGCAUUGACACAACUAAUACCAAUAACCAGUAUUAUUCUUGACAAUCCCCCAUGUACUAGUAAUACACCAUAUGUGCAAGCCUCAUUCUCCUUCAUCCCACAGCCAUCUAUCUCUAAUCAAUUCUUUCUCUAUUCCAUGACACUCCUUCAUUUGCUUUCCACAAUCAUCAUGUUGGUCCCA
Leopardus geoffroyi (Geoffroy's cat) is the source of this 1116-nucleotide messenger RNA. It is a transcript of the gene TAS2R16, whose product is annotated as taste 2 receptor member 16. Gene Ontology annotation, cellular component: membrane. Gene Ontology annotation, molecular function: G protein-coupled receptor activity; bitter taste receptor activity. Gene Ontology annotation, biological process: G protein-coupled receptor signaling pathway; detection of chemical stimulus involved in sensory perception of bitter taste; sensory perception of taste. NCBI's taxonomy places the organism in Eukaryota, Metazoa, Chordata, Mammalia, Carnivora, Felidae. The record is from RefSeq and is a predicted model, not a curated record.